Penicillium brevicompactum is the source of this 4197-nucleotide messenger RNA. RefSeq lists its product as uncharacterized. Bases 1 to 4197 code for a protein of 1398 amino acids. Gene Ontology annotation, biological process: transmembrane transport. The transcript has 7 exons. Gene Ontology annotation, cellular component: membrane. NCBI's taxonomy places the organism in Eukaryota, Fungi, Ascomycota, Eurotiomycetes, Eurotiales, Aspergillaceae. The record is from RefSeq and is a predicted model, not a curated record. Gene Ontology annotation, molecular function: ATP binding; ABC-type transporter activity; ATP hydrolysis activity.
AUGGAGAAGUUCGAAGUAUCAGACACAAUGCAUCAAGGCUCCGAAGGGAGUGGUUCAGCCACACCUGUCGACAUCGAAUCACUUACAAGCAAAGAGCACUCCGAUGGCUCACUCACGGGCGUUGAGCCCGUGGCCUUGACCGUGAAACAUUUCUUGGCUCUCGGCAAUGGUCAAGAAAAUGACCCACAAUCAUCAAGAAUCGUCAUGAAUAAUGUCACAGUUGAAGGCAGUGGCACAGGUGCCCUUCCAGCCCCUAGUAUGGUGACAGAAGCGAAAUCGGCCUUUGGUCUUCUGGAGCCGAUCACAAAUAGAUUGCAUCGCCCGUCAACUCGGCCUAUUCUGAGGGACUUUUCCGCUGCCAUUCAGCCAGGGGAGAUGAUCCUGGUCAUUGGAAAGCCUGGAAGCGGCUGUACCACCUUUUUGAAGACCCUUGCUGGCAUGUGGGACGAGUACCAUGACGUCCAAGGUAGCUUGGCUGUCGGAGGACAGCCCAUGAAGUCGGUGAUUGAAAACAAUCCUCAGGAUAUUGUAUUUUGCGGCGAGUCGGAUGACCACUUCCCUACUUUGACCGUUUUCGAGACCCUGCGCUUUGCAGUUAGGGCUCGCUGUGGGACCAAGCCCUCCAAUGCAGAGAUUGAGCAGAGGGUCAGGUACCUAGCCCAACUGGUUGGACUGACUAAGGUGUUGAACACCAAAGUGGGUGACGCCUAUGUUCGUGGCGUCAGUGGAGGUGAGAGGCGACGUGUCUCGCUGGCCGAGGCAUUGGCGACAUGUGCACGACUCAUUUGCUUGGACAACCCAACCAACGGCUUGGACUCCUCGACCGCGCUCGAGUUCAUGGAGAUGAUGCGCGAGUGGACUCAGCAAUCUCAGUGUGUGACUGCCAUGAGUGUCUACCAAGGCAGUGAUGCCAUUGUUCCAUACUUUGACAAGGUUGUUGUCAUCAAUGCAGGACGCCAGAUCUUCUAUGGUACCAUCCAAGAAGCCAAGUCACACUUCCUGAAUCUCGGUUUCGAGUGCUCGCCUGCCACCACCACCACCGACUUUUUGAACUCCAUGUCUGCCGACCCUGAGGUCCGCCGUGUACACGACGCCUACCAAAGCCGCGCACCUCGCACACCCGAUGACUUCCAGCAGGAGUUCCAACGCAGUGUUCACUUCCAAGAGCUUCAGUCAGCCGUGAAGAGAGCCAACUCUCUGCCCGCCGUUGCCCGCCUCACAAAGUCCGCUCAAUAUGCUUUACCACUUUACCAACAGAUUGCCUACUGCACGAUGCGCCAAGUUCGCAUCAUUCAGCACAACUACAGCAGCUUGCUCGUCGAAGCUCUCUGUAUCGUUGUUCAAAGCUUGAUCUUGGGAACAUUGUUCCGAAACCAAAAGCAAAACACUGGCUCUCUGUUUAUCUUCGCAUCUGCCCUCUUUUACUCGGUUCUGGUUCCAGCGUUGCAGGCAAUGGCAGAGUUCCGCAGUACUUUUGAUCAACGACCUCUUAUUCUCAAGCACAAGCGAUACCGGCUCUACCGACCCAUGGCCUAUGGCUUCGGAUUGAUCUCUGUGGACGUUGUCUGGAAGAUCCUCGUCAUUUUCUGGAAUAUCCCACUGUAUUUCUUGACCGGCUUCCAGAUGAAUGCCGCCAACUUCUUCACUUGGUUUGUCGUGGUAUACAUCGAGCACUUGGCCUUGUCCAUGUUCUUCCGCUCGGUCGCAGUGUUCUCAUCGAAUAUGUACCGUGCAGUGCUACCAGUUGGAAUCUUCUUCAACAUGUACGUUCUGUACACGGGUCUGUAUGUGCCAGUACCUCAGAUGCAGGUGUGGCUUGGCUGGUUGAGAUACUUGAAUGUAAGUCUCCUAUCCGAACUGUCAACAAAACAUCUCACUAACAUAUAUCAUCAGCCACUUUACUACGCUUUCGAGUCUGUCAUGAUCAAUGAAUUCGCCAACUUGAGCUACGAGUGCAGCUUGUCCGAUCUAGUUCCAUCCGGACCUGACUUUACCGACAUCGCCAAUCAAGUCUGUGUCGUGGUAGGCUCUGAGCCUGGUCAGCGACUUGUGUCCGGAAUGGCUUACAUCAAGGCACAAUAUGGAUUUGAACAAGCCAACCUUUGGCGCAACCUGGGCAUCAACAUCGCUAUAUUCAUUUUCUUUGGCUUGGCUUCAGCUAUUGGAAUGGAACGUUUGAAGCAACCUGCAGGCCGCCUUGCAACUAUCUUCUACCGUGGCUUGAACCCCAACACAUCUUCUAACCUUCCAGGAUCCAAAUCAUCCGACCAAGAGAGUGGUACAGUGGAUCUCGAUGUCCCUCCCAUGCAGAGUGAAGCCCCAGUUCGCAGCCGUGCCGCCAUCGAACACAAGUCCCGCAGCUUGACUUGGACAGGACUCAGUUUCGAUGUGAAGACCAAGGAGGGUGAGAAGCGCCUUCUUUCCAGCUUGAACGGUUCGGUAUACAGCGGUCAAAUGAAGGCCCUGAUGGGUGUAUCUGGUGCUGGAAAGACCACGCUGCUCAACGCUUUGGCAGGUCGAUCAAAGGGUACAUUGACAGGAAAGCUGGAACUCAACGGACAGGUCCUGCCAAAGUCAUUCAACCGGCACAUGGGGUAUGUACAACAGCAGGAUAUCCACCUUCCCAGUCAAAGUGUGCGGGAAGCAUUGCAAAUGACAGCUCGAUUGCGCCAAUCUCAAGAUGUCUCACUGGAAGAGAAGGACGCCUACGUCGAAGAGGUAAUUCGUGCGCUGGACAUGGAGUCGAUUGCAGACGCCCUGAUCGGAACCCCUGGGGCUGGCCUCAACUUGGAACAACGCAAGAAGGUCAGCAUCGGUGUGGAAAUGGCUCCGAAGCCGGACAUUCUUUUCUUGGACGAGCCCACUUCUGGCCUCGAUGGACAAUCCGCUUACUCCAUUGUUCGAUUGUUGCGAAGACUCGCAGACUCUGGCCAAGCGAUCAUCUGCACCAUCCACCAGCCUGCCGCGGAACUACUCUCAACAUUCGACGAGCUCUACUUGCUGACCCGAGGUGGACAUGUGGUUUACGACGGUCCUUUGGGCGUUGACUGCCAAAAGGCUGUCGCUCACUUUGCCCCCCAUGCACGCCCAUGCCGCGAGGGAGAGAACCCCGCUGAGUAUCUCUUGGAGGUGAUUGGUGCUGGCACCCGUUCCGACGUCCAGACAGACUGGGUGGAUAUCUGGAAGCAAAGUUGCGACAGCAAGUCAGGCAACCAAGAUGCACAUGCACCAUCCGAGGCUGACGGCAUGGCUGUUGGUGGACCUCAAACAACGGUGUCACUCUACGCGGCUCCAUACCAUUACCAAUUGCUGGUGCUACUCAAGCGAACUUGGCUAUACUACUGGCGGGAGCCAGAUUAUGCUCGCGCCAAGUUGUGGCUGAAUGCAGGCAACGCAUUGCUGAACGGACUGACGUAUCUGGCCUCGCCAUCGACUCAGCGAGGUGCCUACAAUCGUGUCUUCUCGGCCUUUAUGUCCCUGAUUGUGGGUCCGCCCCUCGGUCUGCAAGUUCAGCCCCGAUUUGUGACAUUGCGCGAUAUCUUCGAACACCGAGAACGCGAGAGUCAGACUUAUCACUGGACGGCAUUCAGUUUCUCUGCAAUUUUGGUUGAGCUCCCUUAUGCUUUCUUCACCGCACUCGUCUACUGGUUGCUAUGGUACUUCCCCGUGGGCUACUUCCGCGACUCGGAUCAUGCAGGCUACAGUUUCCUGAUGUACCAAUUAUUCUCCGUGUUUGCCACUAGCUUGGCUCAGCUGUGUGCCUCGCUUAUGCCCACUGUGGAGGCCGCUCUUUCCGCCAAUGGCUUCUUCUUCAUGUUCUGCAACACUUUCGCCGGUACCUUAUCUCCCGCGCCAGUGACACCGGCUGGAUGGAGCUGGUAUUACAAGGUCUCCCCCCCUCUUUUACUGGAGCGAGGGUGUCGUGACAGACGUCCUGCGGGAUCUACCCCUCCGUUGCACCGAUUCGGAGGUUACGCGACAUCCUUCCUUCAGAAUGCGACAGGGUACUUGGUCAACCCAGACAGUUUUGAAAACUGUCAAUACUGUCCGUACAAGGACGGUCAAUCCUAUUACACACAAUAUGACUACAGCUACAGCAAUCGCGGUCGUAACGUUGGUGUCUUCAUCGGCUUCAUUGCCUUCAACUUCACCAUGGUCCUGGUCUUUACCUAUUUGAUUCGGGUCCGCCGCCGCUGA